This is a messenger RNA of Asparagus officinalis (garden asparagus), 681 nucleotides long. Its product is annotated as thylakoid lumenal 19 kDa protein, chloroplastic. The record is from RefSeq and is a predicted model, not a curated record. NCBI's taxonomy places the organism in Eukaryota, Viridiplantae, Streptophyta, Magnoliopsida, Asparagales, Asparagaceae. The transcript has a single exon. Bases 1 to 555 code for a protein of 184 amino acids.
AUGGCCACUCUCCUCUCCCCAUCAGCAUCCUCCCCUCCCCCUCCCCCUCCUGCCCCCAUCCGAAACCCCAACUCAAACCCCAGCAAGAAGGACACCGCCGAGUACACCUACCUCGUCCCCGACUCCUGGAAGGAGCGCCUGGUCUCCAAGGUGGAGAAAGGCACCAACGGCACCGACAGCGAGUUCUACAACCCCAGGAAGAAGUCCGAGAAGGAGUACCUCACUUUCCUCUCCGGCUUCCGAGCGCUGGCGCCCAUGGACGCCGUGCUGAGCAACCUGGCGCUGUCCGACGUCGAGCUGCAGGAUCUGAUCGCGGGCGCGGAGGACGGGGUGAAGUCCAAGGAGGCCAAAGAUGGGAACGGGCAGGUGUACUAUGAGUACGAGAUCGACGGGGUCGGAGCGCAUAGCUUGAUCAAGGUGACCUGUGCCAGGAACAAGCUGUAUGCGCAUUUCGUCAACGCGCCGAACGCCGAGUGGAACAAGGACGAGGAGAUGCUCAGAGAGUUGCACGACUCCUUCAAGACCGUCGAUAGUAGCGCUUCAUCUUCUUCUUGAGUUUUAUGGUGCGCGCGCUCGUGUACGUGUUCUGAGUUGAGCAUUUGAUAUUCUGCAUUUUCCCACCUGCUGUAUACGUACGUUUAAAAUUGAACAUGAGGAAUACUAGCAAACCUGUUCUGCAGA